ACGUUUCCUCUGAGUCUCCGACCUUAGUUCUUACUUCUUACAACAGCACUAGCACGGCACGGGCAAUAUGCUUGCAUCGAGUUCAAACACUGCCUCGUCGGUUAAUACUGCUUCUGUCUGGCGAGGAAAGGGCCUAUGGGGGGCGGUUGUGGUUGUUUUCGCCACGCUUCUGGCUCCUGUAGUGGCAGCUGUCCUUGUUUACCAUCUGGACUCCUUUGACCCGUCUCCUAUACCCCUCCAAGAGUUGUCUUCGGUGGCGCCCGUCGCCGCCUCGAUGGUGAACGAUCACAUGCUGGAAGGAGCAGAGUUUUUGGGUAAGGGGCAGCUGGAGGGACCGGAAGAUAUUGCAUAUGAUGCCAAGUCGCAGGUCAUCUACACGGGAUGUCGAGACGGGUGGAUCAAGCGAGUCACGGUGAACGAGUCAUCAGCUGAGGCGCAGGUCCAGAACUUUGUGAAUACCGGCGGCAGUCCACUCGGACUCGUUUUCGGACACAACAAUGAACUUAUUGUCGCCGAUGCUUCUAAGGGGCUUCUGAACAUUAGUGAAGGUGGGGCUGUGGAGCUAUUAACGGAUGGUGCAGAGGAUCUAAAGUUCAAAUUAACAGAUGCCGUGGAUGUAGCAGAAGAUGGCAUUAUAUAUUUUACUGAUGCUUCUUACAAAUAUGACGUUCAUCAUGCUGUGUGGGAUUUUUUGGAAGGUAGACCCUAUGGUCGAUUGUGUAGUUAUAACCCUGUUACAAAAGAGACCAAGGUGUUGGUCCGUGAUCUCUAUUUUGCCAAUGGAGUUGCAGUUUCACCAGAUCAAAACUAUGUCAUUUUGUGUGAAACCCCAAGAAGAAGAUGCAGAAAAAUUAACAUACAGGGAGAGAAGAAGGGAGAAAUAGAGACAUUUGUAGAUGAUUUACCUGGCUAUCCUGAUAAUAUUCAUUAUGAUGGAGAAGGCCACUAUUGGAUUGCAUUUCCUUGGGGAAUUGCGAAAGGUUGGGAGAUGGCAUACAGAUAUCCAUUCAUCAGGAAGAUUAGAGCACUACUGGUGAAGUACGUCGGAAGACCAAAUAUGGAGAAAAAUGCUGGUGUCUUCGUUGUCGAUUUGGAGGGCAAACCAGUUGCUCACUACUAUGAACCUGAAUUGUCCAUGAUUACAAGUGGGAUCAAGAUUCAAAAUUAUCUCUACUGUGGAUCUAUCAAGUACCAGUUCAUAAUUCGCAAUAAUCUGGACCAGUAUCCUGCUCAUCAUUCCUCUUACAAAUGAAAGCAGUCAUAAGUAGAACU
Rubroshorea leprosula is the source of this 1272-nucleotide messenger RNA. The record is from the annotation of a GenBank genome assembly. NCBI's taxonomy places the organism in Eukaryota, Viridiplantae, Streptophyta, Magnoliopsida, Malvales, Dipterocarpaceae.